UAAAAAUAAUUAUUAAUAUAUUUUUUAGUAAUUAAAUAUUAACUAUUUUUUAUUUUUAUCAUUAAAAAGUUUUAGUGUCAAUUAUAUAAUUAUUAAUAAAAAAAUUUUAACUAUUGCAAAAAAUAUAUAAAUUCAUUAUAACAUGUAAUAAUAAGAGUAAAUAGUCAAAUUGGUUCCCAAAAGAUAGCCCGAUCUCCAAAUGAGUCCCCGUAAGAAAAAGAUAAUAGAAAUUGUCCUCGAAAAAUUUAAAAUUGGUAACAUUAGUCCUUCCGUCAAAUGUUUGAGUAACGGCGUGAACAUAUGCUGACCUGGCCGUUAGAGUGACACACGUCAGUGAAGGCUUAAACAGUGUCGUUUUCGUUGCUCCCCGUUACAACGCUUGGGUUUUCAUCCCUGUUUCGUAUUCUCUCUCUAGUUGCAUCCUUCUUCUGAAAAGAAAGAACCCCUGCCAUCCCUUUGUCUUAGUUGUUUCCUCCAGGAAGACGGAGCAUUGAACGGCGACGACCAGGCUUGACCGAUGACGACAGUGUGCUGGAGUUGUUGGUGACCGGUUUGCGACGACGUUGGUCAACCGAAAAGGGCACUCCAUCGCCUUGCGUGAGAGAUGGAAGGUCCCCCAAUGACCUUUGUAUUUCACCAUGGUGGGAAGUUCCAAACAGAUGAAUCAGGCUAUCUGUGUUAUGAACCAGAUAAUACUGAAGUAUUAAUAGGUGUAGAUUCAGACACUCUAGACGUUUUCUUUGUGAAGGGAUACUACAAGGAGCUGGGAUAUGCUGAGAUGAACAAUUGCUUGUGGAAAGUUUCUGGAACGUUGCUGAAAAAUGGCUUGACGAGGCUAGAAAAUAACACUGAUCUGUUGGAAUUGGUUAAGGAUUGCAGGAGGAAUCAUCACCUCAUCAACAUCUAUUUUGAGCAUGUAGUGUCUAAGCCACACGUGGUUGACUGCAUGAGCAAGGAUGAUGAUGAAGUACUUUGUUUGCCAACCUUCCCUGAAGAAGCAGAGAAACUGAACAAGGACCACAAUGAUGCAAUGUCCCAAGAUUACCGUAAGACAACAGAAAAAUCACCUCAGCCAAAAAGAGCCAAAACUCAGCCCACUCCUAAGGCCACUCCUCAGCCCACAUCUAAGGCUAUUCCUCAGCCCAAACAUAAGCCCACACCUAAGCCCACUCCUCAGCCCACACCUAAGCCCACACCUAAAGCCACACCUGAGCUAACUCCUCAGCCCACACCUCAGCCCACACUUAAUCCCACUCCUCAGCCCAAUCCCCAACCCACACAAACGCCCACACCUAAGCCCAUAGUUAUUAGAACCGAACUGGUAAUCGAACCGGUUAGAUUACUGGGUCACUGGGUUACUGGUUCAAUCGGUGGGUCACUAGUUGAACCGGUUGACUCGGUACUAUAUAAAUAAAAAAUAAAAAUAGUCAAAAAUUUAAAAUUUUAAUUUAAAAUACAUAUUUUUACUAAUAUUUUAAGAAUAUUAAAAUAUUUUAAAAUAUUAUAGACCAGAAAUAAUAAGUAUUUUAUUAUUUUUACUCUAUUAUAAAUAUUUUUAUUUUGUUUUUAUAUUAAAAUAACUAUUAUUUUUAAAUUUCAACAAUUUAUUAAUUAGUUUAUAUUUAUUAUAUUAUUAUAUACUACAAGUAUUUAUUAAAAAAUAAUGCUAAUAGAUAUUAUAUAAUUAUAAAAAAAAUAAAUGAGUUUAUAAUUAUUGUUAAAUGAAAAUAUAAUUAAUUUAAGAAUAAAUGAAUUUAUAACUAAAUUUAAAAUAAAUUGGAUAGAAAUAAAUUAUUUGAUAAAAGAUAUGUAUAUAUUAUAAUUUGCAUAUAUAUAUAUAUCAAUGAAAACCAUCCCAGCCUAGUGCCUGUCAAUAGGGUUACUCUUCCAAGGGGGAAGGGGUUUGAACCCCUUAUGUUAUAUUUUGUUAAAAUUUAAUUUCUAACCGAUUCGGUUGGACCGAAUUUUACUGAGUUCGACCGGUUUUUACUGAUUCGCACCGGGUUUAAUCGGUUCACAGUAGUUUUAAACCUUAUACGGUCCAAAUAACGGACCGGACCGGUAAAGGAUCCGGUUCACCGAUUUUCUGGUUGAACCGGCCGAUCCGGUCCGGUUCUGCUAACACUGCCUAAGCCCAUUCCAAAGCCCAAAACCAAGUCCAUGAAAAAGUCCGUCCAGCAGCCCAAAUCUUGGACUAAACCCAAUGCUCCUAAAGGGAGUGGCAAGGCUACAGCAGCCGACAAGAUCAGUAAGAAGGUGAAAGCCACAACCAGUACAAGAUCUGGAAGGCAGGUUAAGGCAACUCCAGUUGUAGAUGAUAGUGAAUCUCAUGAUUCAUAUGAUAGUGCUGAAGACAGCUUGUACAAGCCUCCAAAAGUUGCAGGAGAUUCCAUAUACAGUAGUGACAGUGAUAGUGGAGUUGAUGGAGUAGAGGCUUCUAGGGCCAAGAAAGUAGAUCACAGAGAGAAGCAUAGGCCUGCUGCUGACAGAACAAGGGACAAAGCUAUUGAUACUGAUGACUCUAGCUAUGAGGACAUCGAAUCUGAUGAAUGCUCUGAUGGAGAGUCAGAUGACGAAUUUGAUGGGGAAGAAUCAUCAGAUGGAGAUGAAUGGAAGUCAGAAGAUUCUACCCAUGAGUUAGACUCUGAAGAUGAAGGGCCAGCUGUGUAUCCACAUUAUAAUGACAAGGCCAAAUUUGGUGAUCUGAAGUUUGAGGUAAGUAUGGUUUUCAAAUCCAAGCAACAUUUUAUGACUGCCACUAGAGAUUACACUAUACAAUGGGGUAAGAAUAUUAGGUUCUGUAAGAAUGACAAGGUUAGAGUCAGGGCGGUUUGUAAGUGUGAAGACUGUCUAUGGGUAGUAUAUUGUAGACACAACCCCAGUGAUGAUUCCUGGCAGAUAAAAAUACUAGUUGACAAUCACACUUGCGCAAGAAAGCGAAAAAAUAGAGCUGCUAUAUUGGAAUGGACCGUGAAUAAGUUAUACCCAAAACUUAGGAAGCACCCUAAGAUGAAGCAUAGGGAGGUGUAUGAGUGGUUUGUUAGGAAGUGCAACGUGAAGCUGAAUAGUUCAUGCAUUACUCGAGCUAUUAAGGCAUCUAGGAAAAUAGUUGAAGGGGAUGAGAUUGCUCAAUACAGGUUGAUAUGGGAUUAUGCAAAUGAAUUGCUAACUGCCAACCCAGGUUCCACAGUUCAGGUGGGUGUGAUUCCCAUUACUGAUAAUCUACUUCAGUUCGAGAGAUUUUAUGUGUGUCUAGAUGCUUGUAAGAAGGGUUUCAAGGCAGGCUCUAGGCCAUUGAUAGGUCUAGAUGGGGCAUUCCUGAAAACAUUACAUGGAGGACAGCUUCUCACUGCAUGCGGACAGGAUGCAAACAAUCACAUUUUUGUGAUUGCAUAUGCAAUUGUUGAUGUUGAGAACAAAGAGAACUGGAAAUGGUUCUUGGAGCUGCUCCUAUCAGACCUGAGAGAAUAUGAGGCAAAGAACUUGUGUUUCAUAUUAGACAUGCAAAAAGUGAGGACCAAUUUGAAUCACGAUUUGAUUUUUAAGGACUUUUUUGAUUUAAUGAUGCUUCUUUGAGGACUGUAAUAACUGUAAAUCUUGUCGGGUUUGACUGUUUGUGCAAGGGUUAAUACCAGCUGUCAAAGAACUCGUCCCAGCUGUUCCACACAGAUUUUGUGUCUGGCAUUUGUGGAGGAACUUCUCCAAACAGUGGGGCAGCGUCGAGCUUAAGAACUUGGUCUGGAAGUGUGCAAGAUCGAGGACCCCAGUUGAGUUUGAAAGGAAUAUGAAUAGAGUCAAAAGGAUUAAUCAAAAAGCUUGGGAAUACUUAGACAAGUGGCCGAAGGAAACGUGGACCAAAGCCCAUUUCAGUGAAGGGCCAAAGGUCGACAACAUUUACAACAACGCUUGUGAAUCCUUCAAUGCAAAGACGAAGCAUGACAGAGGUAAGCCUAUUCUGAGUUUGGCAGAGGAGGUACGAAGAAUGGUUAUGAAAAACAUGUCUGACAAUAGACUGAACCUUCUGAGUUAUCAAGGAAAACUUGCUCCAGUUCAGCAAAGUAGGCUAUAAUCACUUAUUAAGUUAUCCAGAAACUGGGCUCCCUACUGGUCGGGUGAUGCAAAAGAGGAAGUCUAUGAAGUUCAAGGAUGGCCUACUAAUAUGGUAGUAGAUUUGGGGAAGCAUACUUGCUCCUGCAGGUUUUGGCAGUUGACACGUUGAAUUCAUAAAUAAUUUCUUUUUACAUAUGCAUACCAUGAUUCAUACUUAACUGAAUGAAUUUUUUUUUGUGUGAAAUAUAUAGGAAUGCCUUGUAUGCACGCAAUAUCGCCAUUCAAAAAAAAAAUGAUAAGAGGCCUGAGGAGUAUUGCCACGAAUGGUUGAGCAUGGAUGCGUACAGAAGAACAUACCAAUUCAAUGUUAAUUCUGUCAAGGGACAAGAUCUAUGGGAGAAAACUAGUUCUCCUGCACCUAUUCCACCUCCUAUCAAACCUAAACCAGGCAGACCAACAACAAAUAGAAGGAAGGACAAGGAUGAAGGAUCCACUGGCACGAAGACAAAAAUGAAAAGGAAGUAUGCUCCAAUUCGGUGCAUGUACUGUGGAGAGGUGGGUCACAACAAGAGAACUUGCAGUAAGAAAAAGCAAGACGAUGCUCAGGAGAAAGCAAGGAUGAUGCAAUUGCAGCUUGCAGCUGUUCAACAACUACAACCUGCACCUGGUCCAGAAGCAGAAAAGGAAGAUUACACUCAGCCCAUACAGACACUACCUGCAGUAGCAGCAGCUGCUCCAGAUGAACAGACUGAAAUUCCUGUUACUCAGCAUGCUCAGCUUCCACUGACACAACAAUCCCGCAUAUCAACCAAUGUCAAUAAGACUAGAAAUAAAGGAAGGCCUCCAAAACUCCAUGUCACCAGGGCAGGGCAAAGGAAAAUGCCUCUCUAAAAGCAGUUGCUAUAUCUGUUGAAACUAUCAAGGAUAGCAGCUCCGCAACAGCCAAGAAACUUGCCAGCUUCAUGACAUUCGUUCCAACUCCGGGUUUCAAACCUCCUAGAAAAAAAGAUAUGGAAUGACUUCAAGACUUGAAGACAUAAAAUAUAGGGCAUUUAGUAUCUGUUAUUUUGUCAGGGCCAAAUUUUACCAUUUAUAAACAAUGUGGUAGUUGUGGUAUCUUCAAUAGCCCUGUUUUUUGUAUAGUCCUUUAUAGUAUACUGCUUUCAACUGUCAGCUACUACCUUUUGGAUUAUUAUCAUGUUAAAACAAUGUUGUUAUUUGAAUCUGAGACAAUGGAAACUAGUACACCAUUGGUGAUGUUA
This is a messenger RNA of Arachis stenosperma, 5312 nucleotides long. RefSeq lists its product as uncharacterized. Bases 2161 to 3576 code for a protein of 471 amino acids. NCBI's taxonomy places the organism in Eukaryota, Viridiplantae, Streptophyta, Magnoliopsida, Fabales, Fabaceae. The record is from RefSeq and is a predicted model, not a curated record. The transcript has 4 exons.